UUCGGACACAAAAGUUUGGUGGAAUUUUUUAUGAAUAUACCUGACCAUAUAAUAGCCCAUGACCAUCGAGAGAGGACGCCACUACACUGGGCAGCGCUUGGUGGACGAGUAUGUAUCCUCAAAAUGUUAUUUGGCAAGAGAAAUACAAUCCAGGCUCAGGAUAAAAUUGGCCGAACAGCCUUGCAUUGCGCUGCUUCCGAAGGGCACACACACGCAGUUCGCUGGCUGAUUGAAAACGAUGCCGAUUACCUAGAGAAGGAUCAGAGAAAGAGGACACCUCUGAAACUAGCA
Messenger RNA from Hyaloscypha bicolor E, 291 nucleotides. Its product is annotated as ankyrin. The record is from RefSeq and is a predicted model, not a curated record. Gene Ontology annotation, molecular function: protein binding. The transcript has a single exon. NCBI's taxonomy places the organism in Eukaryota, Fungi, Ascomycota, Leotiomycetes, Helotiales, Hyaloscyphaceae. The annotation marks the transcript as partial.